Molecule: messenger RNA, 1347 nt
Organism: Bipolaris maydis ATCC 48331
Lineage: Eukaryota; Fungi; Ascomycota; Dothideomycetes; Pleosporales; Pleosporaceae
Product: autophagy-related protein 27
Source: RefSeq, a predicted model, not a curated record
GACAACGCGACACUACCGUCUCGCGCAAAUCCCCCCGUAUCGCUACUAGUCUUCUUGAACUACGCUUUUUUCUAAGCCUCUGACCCGGCUUAUCCGUUGAUCGACCUAUCGAUAAGGCCUCUGAAGACCAGUUGACGACUCGCAGCCUGCCUCCCUGACCUCACAACCCCGUGCUACCCUCGUACCCUCGUAUCGGGCCUCGAUAGAUCGCGCCGUCGCCUUUCCUUGUAUCCGACAUCACGCCUGCAUCACAUCGCCACGGCCGUCAUGGCACCUUCACGGUCCCGCGCCUCACUACUCUCCCUUCUCGCUGCUACAACGCUCCUCCCCCAGACGGCGUGGGCCUUCGACUGCAAGGACAUCCUCGCUGAUGGUGCACACUUCAACUUCAAAGAGCUAGGUGGCCCCCAUACGGUACACUGGGAAGAGUCAGACCUGGAAAAGGAGCUCAAGUUCAAGUACAACUUCACCCUUGAUAUCUGUAAUGCCCUCAAAUGGCACAAGGGCGGCUCGCUCGAUACCGAAUGCCACCACGGUGCAAGGGUAUGCGCUAUUAGAGAAAUGGUUGAUCUCAGCAAGGAGAACAGUACAUCCAUUACCCCCAUCGACAUCGCAGGGACCUACCCGAUGCAGAACGGCCGAACAAUCGACGCCAAGUUUGAGAAUCUUGGCCAUUCAAAGAGCAACUCUGAUGCGCGCGAGGGUGUCCGAGCGACUCUAAACGGCGGUCGAUUUCCAUUCGAUGACAAGAAGGAAGGCAUCGAUCAGCGGGCCAUUAUCGAGUUUGUGUGUGACAAGGAUAGGUCCGGAUCCGAAGGCAAUGAGGUGGACAACAGCCCACGUGAGGAUGGCGACAAAGACGACAAGGACGGUGAUAAGAAGGAUGGUGAUAAGAAGAAUGACGAUAAAAAGGACGACAACAAGGAUGACAAGAAAGAAGGCAAACUCAAGGCAAGGGAGGAAAACAACAAGGGCAAAUGCGAAGACAGCGACGCCAGUCUUCGCUUCUGUGGGUAUGCGGUGGAGCCUGACACCAAGGACAAGAAGGUCCGCACACUGCGCUUGGAAUGGCGGACCAAAUACGCCUGCGCAGAUGCGCCUGAGCCCGAUAACGGUUCUCACUGGGGCUUCUUUGGUUGGUUCUUCAUCAUUCUCUUCCUCGCAAUCGCCUCAUACCUCAUUUUUGGCUCCUGGCUCAACUACAACCGCUACGGUGCUCGUGGCUGGGACGCGCUACCUCAUGGUGAUGCGAUCCGCGAUAUUCCUUAUGUUGCGAAAGAUUUCGCAAGAAAGGUGCUGGAUACUGUGCAGGGUAGUGGUAACAGGGGUGGUUACGCUGCUGUGUAA